Messenger RNA from Capsaspora owczarzaki ATCC 30864, 2896 nucleotides. RefSeq lists its product as hypothetical. The record is from RefSeq and is a predicted model, not a curated record. NCBI's taxonomy places the organism in Eukaryota, Filasterea, Ministeriida, Capsasporidae. The transcript is spliced from 3 exons. Gene Ontology annotation, molecular function: RNA binding. The coding region runs from base 1 to 2424 and encodes 807 amino acids.
AUGCCGCCAACGCCGCCGCAUGCCACCAACGCCGCUGCCACCUCCAGUGCAGCCGAGCGCAUGUCUCACUACCGAGCACCUCCUUCGGCGUACUAUGGCGGCAGUGGCAGUGGCAGUGGCGGUCCAGCCAUGCCGCCGUCGCAAGCAGGUCCUGCUGCUCCAACGCUCUCGUCCAUUGCGGCAGCGUCGUCAGGCAACUACUACCGUGCAGACGGGGGCGGUGCUGUCGGAUCCGACCGCGCUUAUGGUGCUCCUGUUGGCAGCGGAGCAGUCGCGUCGUACGCUCCGGGAUACCCUUCCAACAACGCCCCUCAGCAACCCGCGCUGACCGAUCUGUACGGCGGCGGCGGCGGCGCGCGUGGUGGUGCCAGUGGCUACGGAGCACAGCCAGCAACCAACUCUGCUUCUGGUGGAUAUGGCAGCGCCAGUGUCGCGUCUGGUGCGCAGUACGGUGUGAUUGGCUCCGGUCUGUACGGCGGCGGUGGCUCGACAGCCGGCGGCCCUGCCUCAACCUCUGCUGCAGGCUCCUCGUCCUCCUCGUUCUUUUCGGCACCUCCGUCUUCCAUUCCACGCUACGGCUCGUACGGUAGCCAGGGACAGCAAGCGCAGGCACCCCCGAGCCAACCGCCGCAGACAGCGACCUACCCGGCUCCCGUCAUCUCUGCCGGCUACAACUCUCAAUCUCAGGCCCCAUCUGUCGGUGGCUAUAGUGGAUACAAUGCAAACGCCGCCCCAGCGUCGUCCACCCCUUCGCAGUCCAGCUGGAGCAAUCCGUCCAUCCCCAACGCUGCGUCGUACGGAAACUCUGCUCCUGUCAGCUCGGCUGCACUGAACGCCGCGUUCGGUGGUGGCUAUGCUAAUCAUGCACAGCAGCAGCAACAACAACCACAGUCGAGCUCCUACCUCAAGCCGGGUUACGGCGCUCCAAAUGCAUAUGCCAAUGACCAACAGGGCUAUGCUGGGCCUGGCUAUGCUUCUGCUGGACAACCGCAGCAGCCGCAGCAGCCGCCACAAGGCUACGGUUCGAACAACUAUGCAGGUCAGGCUCAGAAUGCCCAAUCGCACUAUUCUGGCCCGCAGUCUUCCUACCCGUCACAGCAGCAGCAGCAGCAGCAGCAGCAUCAGCAACAGCAACAACAACCGCAACAGCAGUACCAGCCGUCGGGUGCUCCGUCCUAUGGCGGCGGUGGAUACGCUGCUCCAGGCGGAGAGCAGCGCUCUGGCUACGCCGAUUCCCAGCAACGAGGAGGUCGUGGCAACUCUUCCAGCUAUGCCCAGCCUGCUCCUCCCGCUCAACAAGUCAGCGGCUAUGUCAUGCCUGGCGGGUACGGACCGCAGGGAGGCAGCCGAUACGACAGUCACCGCGAUGGCAACGACAGCCGACGCGACGCGCAGCGCAGCGGCUACGACCAGCGUAGCGGCAGCGGUUAUGACCAGCCGCAGCAGCGUGGUGGCUACGACCAGCCGCAGCAGCGCGGUGGCUACGAACCACAGCCGCCUCAGCAGCGCGGCGGUUACGAUGCUCAGCGCGGUGGCUACGAACCCCAACAGCGCGGUGGCUACGAACCUCAGCCGCCUCAACAGCGCGGUGGCUAUGAUGCUCCGCGCGGUGGACCAGAGCCCCCGCGAGGUGGUGGCUAUCGAGGAGGACCAGCGGGCUACGAUCGGCGCGAUGACGGGCCUCGCGACUUUGGUCGUCCCCGCUUUGAUGAUUUCGGUCGUCGGGAUGACUUCCGUGGUGAGCCGCGCGACUUUGGUCGUAGCGGGUAUGUCGGUCGCGAUCGCGGUGGCCGUGACGAUUUUGCACGUCCUGGGCGUCGUGAUGAGCGUGACUUCCCUCGUGACUAUUCUGACGGCCGCGACGGCCGACGUGAAGAGCGCCGCAGCGCUGGCGGGCCGCGGUUUGACACGACCGCCUCUCGCACGCUCUUCCUUGGAAACCUGCCCUACUCUUUCAGCAAGAACGAUGUGGAAGCGCUGUUUUCCAAGCCGCAAGAGAUUGAGCUCAUCACCAUCAAGUUUGACGAGCGGACUGGUCAUAACAAGGGCUUUGCGUUCGUGCGCAUGCCUACCAGAGAGAUUGCCGAGCAAACGCUUGCUUCCCUGCGUGACGUGACUGUUGGCGGUCGUCGUUUGCGCUUGGACUUCCAUUACGAGCUGCCCGAAGACGCCGAUCCAUCGGCCUCUCGCUCCUCCGGUCGUCCGCGCUCUCGUUCCCGCUCUCGUUCCCGAUCGCCUGCGCGAGGCGAACGCUCGAGGUCGCCUCCUCGACGUGAGCGCACAUCGUCCAGUUCGACUGAUCCCUCGGCAUCCACUGCGCCGGCCACGUCUGGCUCGGACGCGAGCUCGAAAGGUGCCGCUGCUGUUGCUCAUCCCGAAGGCCCAACAAGCACGGCACCACAUUCAGAUUCAUUGACGGCUUGACACGGUGGAACCUAGCAACAAGGGGUGUGUGUGUGGGGGGGGGAAUGGAAAGAAAUGCAAGAGGGUUGAGGCUUUGGCGACUCUUGUUGCUGCGACGCGAUUUGCUGUAUUUCCAAGCUCCUUCAGUUCCUCGGUGAUGAGUUUCCUUCGACCAACCAUGCCAUUCGUUGAUUGUUGAUGUUCGAGCCCCGAUCCCGCGCGUGAUUGGAUUCUCGAGCCUCCGUUGAGCUGCUGAACUUUUUUUUUUUCCGUUGCUGUUGCUUUCUUUUUCUUUGUUUUUGUGUCGAGGCGUGUGUCAUUUUUUUGUUGUGCGAUUGGUGUUGACUUGCAGUUGAUUCUAUCGACGUCGAUCUCCACGUUGAAAGUUGAUAUUCGAUAUUAUUCUCUUUUUCGUUGAUUUUUUCGUGUCGAUGUUUUACCAGCCACUCGUGGUGUUGUUUGUUGUUUUCAAAAUAUUUAGUUUUGAAUGGGA